Messenger RNA from Penaeus chinensis, 2014 nucleotides. RefSeq names its product plasminogen-like. Gene Ontology annotation, biological process: proteolysis. Gene Ontology annotation, molecular function: serine-type endopeptidase activity. The record is from RefSeq and is a predicted model, not a curated record. The transcript is spliced from 16 exons. Bases 1 to 1875 code for a protein of 624 amino acids. Lineage: Eukaryota; Metazoa; Arthropoda; Malacostraca; Decapoda; Penaeidae.
AUGUCCAACGAGCUCGUCUCCUCUGUGGCUUUCUCGAGAGAAAAUUUAACGUGUUUCUUCUGUUACGAUGACUGCACCAUUUACGCCGCUAGCAAUCACAGAUUCCUGGUUGCUGUUUUCUCUUCGACAUUGGGCUCCAAACGUGAUGGCAGACAUUUGGCCAACUUCCGUACCUCAUUCACGGGGCGCCAGAGUGAAGAUUAUCACUUCUGUAAAGUUGAAGACACAGUGGGAGCGUGUAUGAGGAACACCGAGUGCCAUGAACAACAAGGCCUCUUCGCUGGGCACUGUGGAAAGAGUAAAGAAGUUUGCUGCGUAGUACUGAAGACCUGCGGAGAACAGACGGACUCUCACCACAGUUAUUUCAGGAAUCCGUCCUUCCCUAAGAACGACACAGAAGCACGAGUUUGUUCCCUUACUGUGGACGUUGGCAAAGGCAUCUGCGGGGUCAGACUGACCUUGGAAAAGUUCGAACUAGCGAGGUUCUACGGAGGUACCUGUCUGCACGACGGCUUGACGGUCCUCGGGGUAAAGGGCCCUCCCGUCAGCGCCUUCUGCGGUAACAUGACCAACUGGCGCACGACCUUCGAGGUGGAAGAAAAAUCCCAGUUGGUGUUGGCAGCGCUAGUGCAAGGAGACCCCGCGUAUACUUUCAACAUCCGGGUUACUCAGUUGCCCUGUGUGGAUAUUCAGACGUUCCAAUCCCCGACCUACGCCGGCGUGUGGAACCCCAGCGCCCCGAAGUACGUGCGCCCGACCACCGAACCCGACGCCGAGACCACGACGUUCCCGACAACCGACGAAACCCCCGUCCUUGAGGAAUCCGACGAGGAGCGAUCGAGCGAGGAUGCCGACGGGGAGACGCAGCUGGAGGAGGCGGUGGCGGAGGGAGGCGAAGGAGGAGGAGAAGACGGAGAAAGAGGAGAUACAGGAGGAGAUGAGGAUGCUGAGGACGGCCCGACGACCCUCCGAAGAGGAUUGAUUCCUACGCCUUCACGUGCUGAGGUCUCGAUCAAAUCCCAAGUAGACGAGGACGAGGGAAUCUACCUGGAGGUUGCUAAUCCCAUCCCACUAGUCUCUGCGGUGAGGGAAGAAUUCGACACCAUAGACCCCAACUACUGCCAGAGAGGAAGCUUUAGAAUCAUAGGAGGAGACAUGACGAAACUCAAUGAAUAUCCUUGGCAGGUCGCCAUCAUAAACGGCAAGAUUUUCACGUGUGGCGGAUCGCUUAUCAGCGACAGACACAUACUUACGGCAGCCCAUUGUGUCUUUGGAGGCUACAACAAAGGCUUCGAAAACCUCACCAUCAGCCUCGGAGAUCACGACCUCACGACGAAGAACGACACAGAAAGCAUUGCCCUGAAAGUGAAAUACAUUGACUGGAACCUUCAUUAUAACGCGCACAAAAUCUACAAUGACAUCGCAAUCUUAGAACUAGAGGAACCUGUGACCUUCCGAGAUGGAAUCAGUGCCAUAAAGCUGCCGACUGACCUGGACGACCAGUUCGAGGGCCAGAACGCCACGCUCACGGGCUGGGGGAGGCACAAACUGAAGAGCUACCAGACCAGUCCUGUGCUGAAGGAGUACAUGGCGCCCUUGGUGGAUAUCGACAAGUGCAUAGAGGCGUGGGAGGCGCAUCCUUCGCUCACUCCGCGGCUGUCCAAUGUGUGCUUGAACGUGACUUGGGGCGCGCCGUGUCACGGUGACUCAGGCAGCCCCCUCGUGACGUGCUCGGGCCUGCAGUGUACCCAGAUCGGAGUCAUGAGCUUCGGAUCCCCCCUGUGUGAGGACGAGGGUCUUCCCGAAGUGUUCAGUCGCGUCACUUCCUUCAAGUCGUGGAUCGACAUGGUGCUCACGCCGCUUCACUAUGUCUAGGGAGAAAGGAAAAGAAUUCAAAGGAAACUGGGCGUGUCCUUACGAGAAGUAAAGACGGGUGACAAUUAUUAAAAAAAGGAAUGAUGAUGAUGGAUAUUUUGUGAUUGGUGUUAUAUAUGUAAUAAAGUUGAUAAAAGUA